Diaporthe batatas is the source of this 2702-nucleotide messenger RNA. RefSeq lists its product as uncharacterized. The transcript has 5 exons. The coding region runs from base 1542 to 2651 and encodes 369 amino acids. Lineage: Eukaryota; Fungi; Ascomycota; Sordariomycetes; Diaporthales; Diaporthaceae. The record is from RefSeq and is a predicted model, not a curated record.
CUCGUAGCUGCCGACAGCGUUCGUGUCUUAGAAUUUUGACUCGUGUUGUCGAAUCGCACCUCGCGCCUCUUCCAUUGUUAAACGAGAUGGUCCCUUCGAGAACGAGUCGAGUCACACGGGACCGAUGGUUACUGACCGCUAAUCUGGCGUACCAUUGUUGUAGCGCUCUUUUCUAUUUUGGACAUCGACUUUAGGUACUUGAGUAGUCAUCUAAUGCUCCCGAGGUCACAACGGUGGUCCCGAUUCCGAGUCCCGCCACUGCCGCUCGCUCUCCGGCACCUGGGGUGUCACAUAAUGCAGUUGUGGCGAAGUUUUGGCAGUGCUUCCGGCUCACUACGGCCUCAUUAUUGACAAUACAUUCCUCUAAUGUUUCGGCAUGUUAUGGAACGUUGUAUUCACCGUCUGUGAGUUCCUACCACCGUCCACUUCCCGUCCAUUCCCACUAACGUGCACUUGUACGGGCCCGCGCAACCCAGUGCCCAUUUUACCAACGUCAAGCAGAGGCAUGCAACCGCCCAUCUAAUUUAUCAGCAUAUAGAUAAUGCAACUAUGGUUUAGAUCAAAAUAUCGGAGGUAGUCCUCCACCGUUGCCAACUCGUCGUGAGUAACACGAGGUCACGGGGGCAUAAAGUCUUGCCACCUUGCCUAUCAUCAACAAACGCGUCAUCCUGACCUUCCUAGUACUCAAAGAUUGUCGACAUUUUCAUGGCUAAAGGUCAAACAGUUUCAUACUCUGACAGCGACACAUCCUCACACGACACCUGAAUCUCGUGCUCGAGCUGCUCCUAGACGACCCGGUUGAGUGUCUGCAUGUCCUCACUCAGUGUCGUCUUACAAAAUUCGCUUAUAGAAUAGCUCGAACGAUGAUGCCGAAAUUCUGGGCUGAGGAUGAUGAGGGUGUGAUUCCCUACCAAUCUUCCCACUGGAAUUGGGCAAGGUUAAUCAUACUGGGUGCUUCAGCGAUGUGACAAGGGCAAGUGCCUACUGUAAGUGUGUGUGUGUGGGUGGCCCCAACUGGCCCAUUCGCCCACCCACUUUAGGACCUUAGCCUUCCUUUCGCAAUCCCCUCAAACCUUCCCUUACAUAGAAGAUAGCGCAGACUUAACUGCGAUUGACGUAUUGGAGAUAAUUGCCUUGUCUCUGCUCGUGACAUAAUCUAGGUGCUAAGACGUCUUAUACCUGGCAUGUACCUAGGUACUGAGUGGGGCCGCGCGCUUAAGGAGUGGAUAGGAGUUAACUGGUGUGAGGAGUACUUGGGUAAUUGGGCGAAAUCCCGGGAUCGCAGGAUCGGAGUCAUGGUAGGGCCCGAACCUUACGGCCCGGAUCGGCGCCGGCAGACUUCAAAUCUCAAGAAACAUUGUUCAUCCGACGGAGCACAUUAAUUACCGGAACGUCCGGCCCCCAUGAUGUCGCGUGCAACAUGGAACUAUAUCAAUCUUCGAGGAGACACCGUUCUGCCAUGAGAGAUAUAAGGAGUUCCACGUGUGUCGUACGUCUUCAACGAAUUGUUGCGAAUCUCUUGUCCAAAAGAACCGCACGUCAUGCUCCUCCCUCUCGCGCUGUUUGGGCUUACAGCCUGCGCGCAAGGUCUGAACUUGCCAUCGUUUGCACGGCCAACAUUUCCACCAUCCACAAUCGACAAUGACGGGACCUUUUUCGGGCGUUACGAUGUCAGAAAGACUAUGGCCCUCUUGGACCCAGAUCCUCGAUCCAUAAAUAGUUACUUCUUCACUUUCUGGUUGACCACGGUCGAUGGGGGCAAGUAUCAUGCCACGUUGAACCCUUUUCUCACGGGCAGCACUGCUAGCGCGGGAACUUUUUCCCUAAACGAUCUCACCACGCUCGAGUCCAAGGGUGCCGUCGCCUUCGGGCCAGCCUCAGGAAGUGUCGAGUCUCUCAAUGUGCAGUCUGCCACUCACAACCUGAGCAGCCCUGUUGGGUCCGAUAACUACACCACGAUGAAGUUGGAUGGAGAUUAUGCUGGAUUCGCUCUCAACACAAUUAUACACCCGACUGGCCCGAAUAUUUACUUCGGGGGCAGCGGUGGGAUGUCACUGCCUGGUAACACAGGAAACGAUACAAAUGUCCCCAUUGGCUGGUCUUGGUACUGGGGGAACCCACACUUGCAGGUCGAGGGAACAGUUACAGUCAACGGAACAGCCCUCGAGAUCGACAGCAGCCAGUCUUUCGGCUUCCUUGAGCGGCAAUAUGGGCUGUUCAGCGUUGGGCCUAAAGGAUUCAUCCUAUUUUGGCUGUAUCUGCCCAGUGGAGAGUUUGUGCACAUCUGGGUGGUCUCGCCCCAUGAAGAUGGGACCGGAGAUGCAGCUUUAGCAACUGUCUGGCACCCCAACGGUCUCCACCAGAACGUGCCCGUCGACAUGAACACAACCCGUGCGUGGGAUGAGUCGGUCGGCGCGACUGGGCGGCGCUACUUCAACAAGUUUCAAGUCGGACUCCCAGCAAUCAAUGCAUCAUUCACCAUCAACAAGUGGAUCCGAGACGCCGAGUGUGCUCCACCCGCGGCUGCCGCAGCCGCGGGAGUUACGCCCCUCUCGGAGUCAUACUGCGACGGAGAGGCUCUCUGGAAUGGCGAGACCGUGCCUGUUUUCGGACAUUGUGAACAACUUUCAGCCUUGUUCACUGAAAACUAGACAGUAAAACUUUAGCGAACUAUAAUCUGAUUCAUUGUUCCUAUCUAUGAA